Molecule: messenger RNA, 1468 nt
Organism: Frankliniella occidentalis (western flower thrips)
Lineage: Eukaryota; Metazoa; Arthropoda; Insecta; Thysanoptera; Thripidae
Gene: Cyt-c1
Product: cytochrome c1, heme protein, mitochondrial
Exons: 9
Coding region: 156-1082 (308 amino acids)
Biological process (GO): mitochondrial electron transport, ubiquinol to cytochrome c
Molecular function (GO): heme binding; electron transfer activity
Source: RefSeq, a predicted model, not a curated record
GACCAGGGCCAUACAACGUAUGUAAGUAUAACCGGCAACGCCGCGUAUGUGGAGACUCCCAACAUCAAACGAGUGCUCCACUGCGAAGUGCUACUUUCGCCCACAUCUCGUCAUUUCUUCCCCGUUUUCACGCCUUGGCAUCUUUACUAUUGAAUAUGGCGGCGUGUAUGAGGCGAAUUUGCGGAGCUGGACUGUUAAAAUCUAAUCAUGGAAUCGUUUUGCAACAGGCUAAUAAAUAUUCUUCUAGCAGCACCUGGACUAAGAGCCAGAAAGCGUUGUGCACGUCAGCUGGAGUGCUGGCGGGUGGUGUAGCAGCUCUUUGGUACACUCUGGACCGCUCUGUCCAAGCAAAGGAUCUUAUCCUUCAUCCUCCUGAGCAGGAUUGGCCACACAAGGGACUUCUGGGGUCUUUUGACCAUGCAAGCUUGCGCCGUGGGUAUGAAGUCUACAAGCAAGUUUGUGCUGCUUGCCAUAGCAUGCAAUACGUCCGCUACAGAGAAUUGAUUGGUGUCACACACACAGAAGAAGAAGUCAAGGCAGAGGCUGCUGAAAUCAUGGUUGAAGAUGGUCCUGAUGACACUGGUGCAAUGUUCAAGAGGCCUGGCAAACCAGCUGAUCGUUUCCCAAGCCCAUACCCCAAUGAAAAUGCUGCCCGUGCUGCUAACAAUGGAGCCUACCCUCCUGAUCUUUCCCUUAUUGCUGCUGCUCGCCAUGGAGGAGAGGAUUACCUCUUCUCUCUUCUGACGGGUUACUGUGAAGCUCCUGCUGGGGUGGUUCUGCAAGAAGGCCAGCACUUUAACCCUUACUUCAUGGGUGGUGCUAUUGGUAUGGCACAGGCUAUUUACUCAGAGUCUGCCGAGUUUGGUGAUGGCACACCUGCCUCUGCCAGUCAAAUUGCAAAGGAUGUUUCUGCAUUCCUGAGGUGGUGUUCAGAGCCUGAACAUGAUCAACGCAAAAAGACAGGCCUGAAGGCACUACUUAUGCUCGCUGCCUUCACUGCUAUAAGUAUUUACUGGAAGAGGCACUCAUGGUCAUCACUGAAGAGCACUAAGAUUCUGUAUGUACCAAGGAAGAAGUUGUAAAAAUGUAGGCCAAACUAGCAAAAUGAUUCACAAUGUAGGAAUUGUCCCACUCCAGAUCAUUGUGUAGUUAUUACAAUUUAAAAUGUGAUGUUUGCUGGCUACUCUGUCACAUUAUUUUAAAAGCAAACUGGGACAAACACAGCAGGUUCUGUUUGUAAACCCAUUCAUUUGUGAAGGAAAGUGGAACAGUUUCAUUUUUAAAAAUUUGAAUUUAAUGAUUUGUAAUUAUUUGAGUCCUUUGAAAUUGUCAUGUUUUAAUUGGAAUACUCAUGUGUACUGUUCAAUGAAAAGGAGAUGUUAUGACAGGCAUAAAAAUACUCUUGUCUGUGUUAAUUGCUACUGUUGUGUAUCAGUUUUUCAUUUAUUAAAAUAUGUGCUACAAGCUA